CGCUGCGCUGACCGCACUCACUCGUUGCUCAACUUCGGAGAGAGCGGAGGGAGCUAUCGGAGCCCGCAGGCAAGGAGGGGCACGAAGUAGCCUGGCACCGGAGAAGGCACCGGACGCCGCCGCGCUCCCAGUCGUUGCGCGGCGCAGCAGCGGCGGCCGCCUCCUCCACGCCGCUCCGUGCCCGGGUGCCAGUGCCCCGUGCCUCCCUCCCCAAAGCGUGGCUGGCAGUGCCCCCAGGGUGGGCACGGGCUGGCGCGGCCGGGCGGCCGGGGGCCGGAGGUUGGAGGUACUCGGGAGGACGAGGACGAGAAGGAAGAGGCGGCGGCGGCGGCGGCGGCGGCGAGGCUGGGGCCAGGGAGAGAUCCCCGGGGGAGAGGCGCCGGAGCCUGGCCGGGGAACGAUGUUAGCUCGGAGCGCGGCAGCUGCGGCGGCGGCGACAGCGGCGGCCCCGACAGCGCGGGGGGCGCGCCUCCUGGCCUUGCUGCUGCUCUGGAACUUGAGGCUGUGCGGAGCAGGAAUCGAGUAUGGUGAAGUUCUUCCAGAUUCCUUCCCAUCUGCCCCUGCUGAACCCUUGCCCCACUUCCUGCAAGAGCCCCAGGAUGCCUAUAUUGUGAAGAACAAGCCCGUGGAGCUGCUGUGCCGAGCCAACCCAGCCACCCAGAUCUACUUCAAGUGCAAUGGCGAAUGGGUCAACCAGAAUGACCACCUCACCAAGGAGAGCCUGGACGAGGUCACGGGCCUGCUGGUGCGGGAGGUGCAGAUCGAGGUGUCCCGGCAGCAAGUGGAGGAGCUGUUCGGGCUGGAGGAUUACUGGUGUCAGUGUGUGGCCUGGAGCUCGGCCGGCACCACCAAGAGUCGUCGGGCCUACAUCCGAAUCGCUUACCUCCGGAAGAACUUUGACCAGGAGCCGCUGGGGAAGGAGGUGCCCCUGGAGCACGAGGUGCUCUUGCAGUGCCGGCCCCCCGAGGGGGUGCCCCCCGCAGAGGUCGAGUGGCUGAAGAACGAGGAUGUCAUCGACCCUGCUCAGGACAGCAACUACCUGCUCACCAUCGACCACAACCUCAUCAUCCGGCAGGCCCGGCUGUCGGACACGGCCAACUACACGUGUGUGGCCAAGAACAUCGUGGCCAAGCGCCGGAGCACCACGGCCACCAUCAUUGUUUAUGUGAAUGGUGGCUGGUCCACCUGGUCAGAGUGGUCGCCCUGCAACAACCGCUGUGGGCGGGGCUGGCAGAACCGCACCCGGACCUGCAGUAACCCUGCGCCCCUCAAUGGCGGCGCAUUCUGCGAGGGCCAGGCCUUCCAGAAGGUCGCCUGUACCACCAUGUGCCCAGUAGACGGAGCGUGGACAGGAUGGAGUAAGUGGUCGGCCUGCAGCACAGAAUGCACGCACUGGCGCAGCCGGGAAUGCACGGCCCCCCCGCCCCAGAACGGGGGUCGGGACUGCAGCGGGACGCUUCUGGAUUCCAAGAACUGCACAGACGGGCUGUGCACUCAGAAUAAAAGAGUUCUAACUGAACCCAAUAGCCACCUGAUGGAGGCAACAGGAGACGUGGCUCUCUAUGCGGGCCUGGUGGUGGCCAUCUUCGUCUUCAUCGUCAUCCUCAUGGCCGUCGGGGUGGUGGUGUACCGGCGCAGCUGCCGCGACUUCGACACCGACAUCACCGAUUCAUCCGCCGCCCUCACUGGUGGCUUCCACCCGGUUAACUUCAAGACAGCGCGGCACAACAACCCGCAACUAUUGCACCCAUCCGUGCCUCCUGACCUCACAGCCAGUGCAGGCAUCUACCGAGGGCCCGUGUUUGCUCUGCAGGACUCUUCUGAUAAGAUUCCUAUGACCAACUCACCCCUGCUUGACCCCCUGCCCAGCCUGAAGAUCAAGGUGUACAAUUCAUCCACCACAUCAUCCACUCCGGGUCUGCCUGAUAGAGCUGAUCUGCUGGGAGUCCUGCCUGUGGGCACCUACCCGAGUGAGGGGAUCCGGGAUGCUCACUUCCUCAACCUGAGAAAUGCCAGCCUCAGCUCCCAGCAGUCCCUGGGGCUGCCUCGAGAUCCUAGCAACUGUGCCAGUGGGACAUUUGGCUGCCUCGGGGGGAGACUCACUAUUCCUGGCACAGGGGUGAGCCUGCUGGUGCCCAACGGAGCCAUCCCCCAGGGGAAAUUCUACGAGAUGUACCUGCUCAUCAACAAGGCAGAGAACACCCUUUUGCCUUCGGAAGGGACCCAGACAGUAUUGAGCCCCAUGGUGACCUGCGGGCCCACGGGACUGCUCCUCUGCCGUCCAGUCAUCCUCACGGUCCCCCACUGUGCUGAGGUCAGCUCCGGUGACUGGAUCUUCCAGCUGAAGACUCAGUCCCACCAGGGGAACUGGGAGGAGGUCGUGACUCUGGAUGAGGAGACGCUGAACACCCCCUGCUACUGCCAGCUGGAAGCCAAGUCCUGCCACAUCCUUCUGGACCAGCUGGGCACCUACGUGUUCAUGGGAGAAUCCUACUCCCGCUCGGCCAUCAAACGGCUCCAGUUGGCCAUCUUUGCCCCCGCGCUCUGCACCUCUCUGGAGUACAGCCUCAGAGUCUACUGCCUGGAGGACACACCCGAUGCGCUCAAGGAGGUGCUGGAGUUGGAGAAGACCCUGGGUGGGUACCUGCUGGAGGAGCCCAAGCCCCUGCUUUUUAAGGACAGCUACCACAACCUCCGCCUUUCCAUUCACGAUAUCCCCCAUGCCCUGUGGAGAAGCAAGCUGCUGGCCAAGUACCAGGAAAUCCCCUUCUACCACAUCUGGAGCGGGACCCAGAAGGCCCUGCACUGUACCUUCACCUUGGAAAGAUACAGCCUGGCCUCCACAGAGCUUACCUGCAAGAUCUGUGUGCGGCAGGUGGAGGGGGAGGGCCAGAUAUUCCAGCUGCACACGACGCUGGCCGAGACGGCCGCCGGCUCCCUGGACAACUUCUGCUCUGCGCCCAGCAGUGCGGCGACCACCCAGGUGGGACCCUACGCCUUCAAGAUCCCAUUGUCCAUCCGGCAGAAGAUCUGCAACAGCCUCGAUGCUCCCAACUCCCGGGGAAACGACUGGAGGCUGUUGGCCCAGAAGCUGUCUAUGGAUAGGUACCUGAACUAUUUUGCCACCAAAGCAAGCCCCACGGGGGUGAUCCUGGAUCUGUGGGAAUCCCUGCACCAGGACGACGGUGACCUCAACACCCUGGCCAGUGCCUUGGAAGAAAUGGGCAAGAGUGAGAUGCUGGUGGUCAUGGCCACGGACGGUGACUGCUGAUGCCAUCCUGACUGCCAGCCACGGACAGAGGAAGGGUGGAACUAUAGGGGGCAUGACAGGAGGAGAGAAAAAGG
Molecule: messenger RNA, 3345 nt
Organism: Antechinus flavipes (yellow-footed antechinus)
Lineage: Eukaryota; Metazoa; Chordata; Mammalia; Dasyuromorphia; Dasyuridae
Gene: UNC5B
Product: unc-5 netrin receptor B
Exons: 17
Coding region: 401-3271 (956 amino acids)
Biological process (GO): anterior/posterior axon guidance; netrin-activated signaling pathway
Cellular component (GO): membrane
Molecular function (GO): protein binding; netrin receptor activity
Source: RefSeq, a predicted model, not a curated record